Dictyostelium discoideum AX4 is the source of this 444-nucleotide messenger RNA. RefSeq names its product 40S ribosomal protein S16 (gene rps16). Bases 1 to 444 code for a protein of 147 amino acids. The record is from RefSeq and is a predicted model, not a curated record. Gene Ontology annotation, molecular function: structural constituent of ribosome. Lineage: Eukaryota; Evosea; Eumycetozoa; Dictyosteliales; Dictyosteliaceae. The transcript is spliced from 2 exons. Gene Ontology annotation, cellular component: ribosome. Gene Ontology annotation, biological process: translation.
AUGUCAGCUGUUGCCCCACAAAAAAACGUAGUUCAAACCCACGGUAAAAAAAGAACCGCCGUCGCUGUUGCUUAUGCUACCAACGGUAAAGGUUUAAUCAAAGUUAAUGGUGUCCCAUUAGAAUUCAUCCAACCAAAGAACUUAAAAUUAAAAGUUUACGAACCAGUCUUAAUUGUUGGUAAAGAUGUUUUCUCACAAGUUGAUAUCCGUGUUAGAGUCAGAGGUGGUGGUUCAGUCGCUCAAAUCUACGCCAUCAGACAAGCUAUCGCUAAAUCAAUCGUUGCUUAUCACCAAAAAUACGUUGAUGAAGAAUCCAAAAAUGAAAUCAAAAAGAAAAUCUUAGAUUACGACAGAUCUCUCUUAGUUGCUGAUCCACGUAGAUGUGAACCAAAGAAAUUUGGUGGUCGUGGUGCCAGAGCCAGAUUCCAAAAAUCAUACCGUUAA